AUGGCUCUCAGGAGUUUCCCCAAAUUCAAGUUUUACAAUGUAACAGUGCCAGCCCCAUAUGUGGUCCAUGUGGAAAUCAACCGGGCGGAAAAAUUGAACGCAUUCUACGGGCCCAUGUGGCUCGAGUUGAAGAGCAUCUUUGAACAGUUGUCCCUGGACCCAGAAGUGCGGUGUCUCAUGCUCUCCGGCGCAGGUGAUCGCGCAUUUACAGCAGGCCUCGACGUUGAAGAUGCAGCCAAACCGGGGAACGCAAUUUCGUCUGCAGGAUUUGCUGACCCUUCUCGUAAGGCGACAGUUCUACGACGACACAUUCUCGAAUUACAAGAGGUCAUUUCGACCGUGAGCCGAUGUGAGAAGCCGGUGAUUGCGCUGAUGCAUGGCUACGCUUAUGGGCUCGGGAUCGAUCUGUCGUCGGCGUGUGAUAUCCGAUUCUGUACCGCGGAUACCAAAUUCUGUGUCAAGGAGGUCGACAUCGGGUUGGCUGCAGAUGUAGGCACAUUGAGUCGAUUGCCGAAAGUAGUGGGAGGGGUGACGAGCUGGGUCAAAGAAGUGUGUCUCAGCGCACGGCAAUUCUCAGCAGAAGAAGCAUAUCAAAACAAGUUUGUGAGCCGGGUGGUCAGCGGAGGGAAGGCUGAGCUUAUCAGGGAAGGGCUGGAAUUCGCUCAAUACAUGGCAAGCAAGAGCCCGGUGGCAGUACAAGGGACAAAGAAUAUCCUGGACGCAGCGUGGGGAAGAACAGUGGAAGAUAACCUCAACUACACGGCGGUAUGGAAUCAGGCGAUGCUGCAAAGCACGGAUGUUCAAAGAGCGAUUUUAAGUGGACUGCAAAAGAAGACGCCGACGUUUGAAAAGCUGUAG
Molecule: messenger RNA, 858 nt
Organism: Rhinocladiella mackenziei CBS 650.93
Lineage: Eukaryota; Fungi; Ascomycota; Eurotiomycetes; Chaetothyriales; Herpotrichiellaceae
Exons: 2
Coding region: 1-858 (285 amino acids)
Cellular component (GO): mitochondrion
Molecular function (GO): delta(3,5)-delta(2,4)-dienoyl-CoA isomerase activity
Source: RefSeq, a predicted model, not a curated record